AAAGCUCACACCCACUUUAACCACAAAAAAGAUAUUUAAAGCAUAACUUGUCUUGUUGUGCUUAAUCUUCACUCCACCUCGAUGGAUAACAUUGGUGAUGAUUAUAAAAAUUAUUGGGAAACAACCAUGUUCUUACAAUCGGAAGAACUCGAUAGCUAUUUCGAUGAGCCAAUUUCAUCGUAUUAUGAUUCAAGUUCGCCGGAUGGGUCACAGUCAUCGAUGGCAUCGAAGAACAUUGUAUCAGAAAGGAAUAGGAGGAAGAAGUUGAAUGAGAGGUUAUUUGCACUUAGAGCUGUGGUCCCAAACAUAAGCAAGAUGGAUAAAGCUUCAAUAAUCAAAGAUGCAAUUGAUUAUAUUGAAGAAUUGCAUAAGCAAGAGAGAAGAAUUCGAGGAGAAAUUUCAGAGCUUGAAUCUGGAAGAUCGUCAAAGAAGAAUAGUAGUACCGAUCUUGAAUUUGAACAAGAUGAAAGUUUUGAUUCAAAGCCUAAAAGAUCGAGAAGAUUUGAGAUGCAGUAUGGAUAUGAUUCUUCAGGAUCAACUACAAGAUCACCACCAUCUUCUUCCCCUGUUGAUGUUCUUGAGUUGAGGGUAUCUUCAAUGGGAGAAAAGACAGUGGUGGUGAGCCUUACUUGCAGCAAAAGAACAGACACAAUGGUAAAAGUUUGUGAGGUGUUUGAAUCUUUGAAUAUCAAAAUAAUUAGUGCAAAUAUCACUGCUUUCUCUGGGAGGCUUCUCAAGACAGCUUUCAUUGAGGCUGAUGAAGAAGAGAGGGAUCUUUUGAAGUUGAGGAUUGAAACAGCUAUAGCUUCUCUAAAUGAUCCAGAUAGCCCGAUGAGUUCUUAGAACAACAAUAGCUUGGAUUUUAACUAUGUUUCGCCUUCAUGUAAUGAGGAUGUAGUUUUUGAAGAGUGUUUUGUUCCACGUUAUUUCUACCUCGUUCUUCUUCUUAAAGUUUGGUCAUCUUUGACUGGCUAUUUAUGUAGUUUGUAGGUGGUGUUUUUCACAAGAAAUCUAAGUCAAUGAAAGUCUACCUUCAUGUCCCUUUCUAA
Messenger RNA from Solanum verrucosum, 1049 nucleotides. RefSeq names its product transcription factor bHLH35. The record is from RefSeq and is a predicted model, not a curated record. The transcript is spliced from 5 exons. Gene Ontology annotation, cellular component: nucleus. Gene Ontology annotation, biological process: regulation of DNA-templated transcription. The coding region runs from base 82 to 843 and encodes 253 amino acids. NCBI's taxonomy places the organism in Eukaryota, Viridiplantae, Streptophyta, Magnoliopsida, Solanales, Solanaceae. Gene Ontology annotation, molecular function: protein dimerization activity; sequence-specific DNA binding; DNA-binding transcription factor activity.